CAGAAUUCACCCCACUAUUAAACUAGAGCAAAGUCCACAGCAGGUUUCAUGGAGAAGUGCCGAGCAAAGGCCAGAACUCCAGGAAAGGACUACCACAGACCACGGACAGUCGCCUGUCCUGAGUGAGGAUCCCUGCGCCAGCCCCAACUGUGGGGGGCCAUGAGCUCUGUGCUGUCCACCUUCUUGCAGGAACUCCCAGGCCCGUUCCUAGUCCUGGGGAUCUUCCUGCCCGUGACUCUGCUGCUUCUCCUCCUGAUUGCCUACUUCAGGAUCAAAUUGAUGGCGGUUGAUGAAGAACUGUCUCAGAUUUCUGAUCGCCAAAACAAGUAUGGUUCUUCCCUAUAUAGGCAAAUGAGACGAAGGUGACUGUUGGGAUCACUCAGUGGAUAAAGCACCGUGAAUUCUAAAGGUCACAGAGCAGUGGUCAACAGAACCCUGGGGAAAUGAGGACAGUGAAUGCAUCAGCUACUAUCACAAGACAUCUAUGUGAUCUGGUAUUAAUGGCAGUUCUUCAGAAAGUGCCAAGGACUAAAAAUCUUAUUAUGCUCAAUGCAUGAGGCACAUCAUGAGUUUCUUUUAUUGUGACUACAUUUACUUUGGGGGGGGGUGUUUUUAAAAUAAAAUUUUUAGACCUCAUCAUAUCACUAUACGAAAGCUCACAUAAUUUUCCCUUUAAAGGUGAGGAAACCCUGACAGAAAGCAAAUAGUAAAAGAUGGUGCUUGGAGGGAGAGUAUGGAUGUGCCACACAAGAGUCUUCCAUUUGACCCUCUAGCUGGUCUAAAACAUGGCAGCUUCAGACAACAUUCAAGACCUUUGUGUCUCUUCUCUUCCCAACUGCUUUAAGUCAUCUCUGUGGCAGGCCACCACAAAUAAGUGGAGUCUCGAUGGUAUGAGUCACUCACUAACAUAGCUCUCCACAUGGCGGAGAUAUUGAUGUGGUCGUACCCGGGAAAGGAAGAGAAGGCAAUGGUCAUGUAAUCCCCCAAGACAAUAAUUCAAGUUUUUUAGUAAAACCCAAACAUCUGGGAGCUAUUUCUAAAUAGAAAGUCAGCACUUCACUAGCAGAAUUCGUAUCAUUCAGUGGACUCUAAAGAACACAGAUAAUUGAAAAAAAGCAGCAUUGAUUCAAGGUGACAGUUAAGAUUAUGCUCACUACCAUGUUCACCAUACUUCUCUAGUUAAUAGCAACAAAAUGUUCAGUACUCCCUAAACCUGGCUGUAUUCAAACCUUUGCACAUGUCUCCAUUGUGCUUUGAGUGGGUUACUUAUGAAACAAGUGUGGUCUUUUUUUUUUUUAAAGUACCAAUUUUGGUAGUGACAGUAAUACAAGCAUACAAGACUGUAAUAAUAUGAAGGCAGAAUGUCUCACUGUAGUCUGAUACUUCUGACUCUUUCAGCCCCUCCCUGAAAUUCUUCACAGGCGUUCAGUGACCUUUCUGUUGGCACUUCUCAAGAAAUGUAACUCUCAGCUCAACUGAAGACAUUCACUUGUCCAUUUCAAUAGCACUCAAUUAUAUUGAGAAUGUAUGUUGGGUCUUUCAGAGUUGGGUAAUUUCUAAGUGUUAAUGCCAUAUGGAAGAAAUAACACUAUACUUCCAGUUCUGGGAAGGAUCUCUUUAUAGCCUCUGGUGGAAGCAGUUUGUGUAAAAAUGCUUUCUUCAACAGGAGGUGUGAAAGGACACAGCAGAGUCCCAUCUUGGGCAGCUGCCAGCCAAAUCUGUGGUUCAGCCAUCAGAGGUUGCUCCCUCUUCCCCCAGAAACAGGAACAUCAGAAGUCUGAGCUUUGGCUUUGAUGGAUGUCUGAUCACUAGCUUGACUACUGUGGUAACAGAUGAGCUUGGAACACACAUAUUCUAUACAGUAAGCAUAACCACAUUGUCAAAGGAUGACUUUGUGUUCCAGGACUCAAUGAGAGUAAAGAAUUAACAAAACCA
Molecule: messenger RNA, 1935 nt
Organism: Peromyscus leucopus (white-footed mouse)
Lineage: Eukaryota; Metazoa; Chordata; Mammalia; Rodentia; Cricetidae
Gene: Smlr1
Product: small leucine rich protein 1
Exons: 2
Coding region: 160-366 (68 amino acids)
Source: RefSeq, a predicted model, not a curated record